Naegleria lovaniensis is the source of this 417-nucleotide messenger RNA. RefSeq lists its product as uncharacterized. NCBI's taxonomy places the organism in Eukaryota, Heterolobosea, Eutetramitea, Acrasida, Naegleriidae. Gene Ontology annotation, cellular component: nucleus. The record is from RefSeq and is a predicted model, not a curated record. Gene Ontology annotation, biological process: DNA damage tolerance; protein K63-linked ubiquitination. Bases 1 to 417 code for a protein of 138 amino acids. The transcript has 3 exons.
AUGAGCAAAGUACCAAGAAGUUUUCGUCUUUUAGAGGAAUUGGAGAAGGGUGAGAAAGGUUUCGGUGAUGGAACUGUGAGUUACGGAUUGGUUAGUUCGGAUGAUAUCAUGCUGAAAGAAUGGAACGGAACAAUUAUUGGUCCACCUGGUACUGCCUUUGAAGGAAGAAUCUAUAGUCUUAGAAUUACAUGUGGUGAUCGUUAUCCUGACGUUGCACCAAUUGUUAAAUUUCUCAAUCGAGUGAACAUGAGCUGCGUUGGCCCAAGCGGAGACAUUAUUCUGAGUGAAUUCCCAAUGUUGGGAAAUCAAUGGACCUAUACCUAUGAUAUUGCUGCAGUGUUAGGAGCCUUGAGAAAAGAAAUGAGCUCGCCAAAGAAUAGAAAGAAUCCACAACCAACAGAAGGCUCAACUUACUGA